Molecule: messenger RNA, 3997 nt
Organism: Austrofundulus limnaeus
Lineage: Eukaryota; Metazoa; Chordata; Actinopteri; Cyprinodontiformes; Rivulidae
Gene: cep85
Product: centrosomal protein 85
Exons: 14
Coding region: 143-2515 (790 amino acids)
Cellular component (GO): centrosome
Source: RefSeq, a predicted model, not a curated record
GUCACAGGGAAUCAGUUGGCUUAGCUAGCGGAACWACAGCCGCAGCAGCAGUGGAUGGUACAGAUUCAGCAUCAGUUACGAGACUGGAACCGAGAUUUGCUUAUUUAAUCAAUACUCAUGUCAAAAACAAGGAAACCUGUAAAUGACAACCUCACAGAGAUAUUUUGAAUCCAAGCCAGCUGGGCGGUUCGCUGACAUGGAGUGGCAGACACCAGCUGUUUCGGAGAAGUACCAGAGCCGCUUUGGACGCCGKCCGGGGACAUCGGACAGCGUGGACACUGGUAUCGGCACCUCAGCAUCUGACAGCACCGAAGAUUUCCACAGUUCCAGCAGCAGCCCCUCCUUCCAGCCCAUCCGCAGUAAGAUCCCCAUCCCUACUGCACAUGUCAUGCCAUCCACGGCCGGCUCCCCGGCCUCAAAGCCCCUCAUGUUUGGCCAGGAAGACUCGGCGUCCUCGGCUGACGGCCGCAGGUCAUCUUCCGGUUCAAGAACUCCGAGUGGCUCCACGUCAAAGUCUUCCUCGCUCUCCAAAUCGGCGUCUUCGCCCAAUCUGGACGCUCAGGAUGUUGUAGGAGGCGAUCCCACGGGUGGGCCCAAGUCGGACUGCCUGAGCCGCUACCGCAGCCUCGUCAAYGGGCUGGACUACUCACUUUUCCCCACGGAUCGCACACGGGUGGACGAGGGACAGAAGUUCGACACUCCCGCUGUGGAACCUACCCUGAACCAGUCAGCCCUGUUGGGAGGGUUGUGUCCUGAUGUCAGACUCCGGUUACAGACGGCCGGGAUUAGAGACACCCCAGACAGUUUGUCUGAGGCGUACAGAGGCRCUAUGGAGCACAGCUUUAAGGUUCUGCCCGAGGCGAGGCCCGGCCUCUUUGGAGCAGCAGAAGCCUCUAAUCAGAGGGGCGGGCAUUCUGUCGCGGCCGGAUCUGCCGGUGUUUAUGCAAACCCUCUGGGUCUGCUGCGGGAGCACGCAGGUCCCAAGGUGUUCGAUCCACUGCGGCAGGACCGGUGUAGUGAACUCUCCAGCUGGCAGCAAAAACAGCAGCUGGAGACUUUACGCCUGCAAAUGGAACAAAUGCAGCUGAUGAAUGCAGGAGUAGGUACCCAGUACCCAUCUCUGUACACAGCCCCUCUGCACACGGAGUCGGGCAAGUGGGACGCUUUGGUYAAAGCCAGCGAGAGUUUGCUGAAGGAGAAGGAGCUCAUCAUCGAGAGACAAAAGCAACACAUGGCCCAGUUGGAACAGCGUCUGAGGGAAAGUGAGCUGCAAGUCCACGGAGCAAUCCUGGGUCGAGGGGCAUCUUACGCGGACAUGUGCAUGCUGCGUCUGCAGGAGGCUCAGAGGGAGAACGCAUUCCUCAGAGCGCAGUUUUCUGAGCGCACGGACUGCGUUGCCCUGGAGAAAGCCGAGGCAGAGCGCAGACUGGGAGCCGUCGAGGCCGAGACCCGCCGUCUCACCGAGAAUCUAAAGGAAGCCUGCGAGAGGCACGCAGAGGAGAUGAAGAAACAGGAAGAGAGGAUCCGGAGUCGAGACAAACACAUCGCCAACCUAAAGAAGAAGUGUCAAAAAGAGGCGGAGCUAAAGAGGGAGAACCAGCAGCGGAUUGAAACUCUGGAACGUUACCUGGCUGAUCUGCCGACCCUGGAGGACUACCAGAGCCAGAACAAGCAGCUCUUGGAGUCUGAACAGCAGGUCGCUCAGCUACAACAGGCCGCCAAAGAACUGGAAGUCACCCUGGAGACGACACGCUCUCAAGUCCAGGACAAAGACACGCAGCUGGAGGAGCAGAAACGCAGAGAGAGAGACCUGCUCACCACCAUUACCGACAUGCAGCAGCGUGUGCAGCAGGGCCUCGAGGACGGAGCCAGACUUCCUGGUUUGGAUUUCGAGAAACUUCGAGGGGAAAACAACUCUUUGAGAGACGAGCAGCAAAAACUUAAAAAGGUUAUUGAGAAGCAACAUAAAAUGAUGGAACAGCUCGGCUCUCAGAUUCAGGCUUUAGAGGAGCAGAUAUCUCAGGAGGAGAGCAGCUCUCAAGCUCUCAGAGAGGAGGUGUUGGCUAAAGAGCAGAAUGUGUUGGAGCUGCACACCGCCAUGAAGGAGCUGUCAGCUCAGAACCAGGAACUGAUGGAGCAGAAUCUGACGCUGCAGGAGCAGAUGAGUGACCCGGAGCAGAGGGGCACCAGCCAGGCCUCCUCGGUCCUGCAGCCGGCCGGAGCRCGGCUCACUCAGAGGCUUCACUCAGAAAUCGCUUCCUGUCUCAGUGAGCUGCGCUCCCUGUGCAGCAUUCUGACUCAGAGAGCCCAGGGACAAGACCCCAACCUGUCUCUGCUGCUUGGCCUCACAUCACCUCCAGCACCGGCAGAGCAGGGCGAGGACUGGAUGGAACCCGACGUCCUGCAGAAGAAGCUGGUCGAAGCCCAGCAGCUCCGCCGUGACGUCGAGGAGCUCCGCAACGCCAUCCUGGACCGUUACGCGCAGGACAUGGGAGAGAACUGCAUCACUCAGUAAACAACGCAAACAACAGGCUUUCUGUGUGCAGGAGGGCGGCUGCUUCAUUUUCUCAAAACGAGGACAAGCUAAACCCCAAAUGGCUUCUAACCUCGGCGUCUUUCACCUGAUUGAACACUGAGUCUCAAGCCUGCCUGUAGCUCAGAACCGUCCCCCCCUCCCCCCAGUGGGUUCAUCUAUUUCAGUCCAAGGGCUAACAGAAAUAAUUUACCUCUAAUACUUGAUCCUUUUAGUGUUGUGUGCGCAUGUGUGUUUUUAAACAACUACCAAACAGUCUUAUGUUUUUGUUCCACUCAGGUGGACAGCUCUUUGUGUAGAAGUCCCGUUUUAAUUUAUUGAAACGUUGAUUUCCCUUUUUUAGGGGAAUUAUCCUUUUUAAUUGGUUGACAAUCAACUGGAAAUAUUUAGACUUGCUUUUUUUUUUACUGAAUUUGCAAAGAUGUUACUCGUGCACCAUUGUUUGGAAUGGUGAGCACUGUAAUAAUGGACUGAGCUGUGAUGUUUGGGACUGAACAACCUUUAUACCAAAUCAGCUUGUGACACCAACGGGCCUACAGCAGCUUGAAAACCAAAGAAGCUCUGGUCGAAGCUCCACCGUCGCUCUGAUCCAACACCAGCAUGUGCCUUUUGUCGUGUUUGCAGCUACAGAAACGCUGAGUCAUGUCAGACCAACUGAAGGGCUGAACUCUUCCAGUACGACUUUUUUUUCUUCUCAGUAUCAACCAGUAGACUAGGCAAUACAUUCCCUGACUCUGAAUGUAGACAGCUGUAGGUCAUAUCACAGCAGCCGAAGAAACCCAGACUUUUUUUUUCUGUAGUUUUGAAGUUUAUUAAAUAAAAGUCUGGGUGAGCUUUGUAGAAUUGGCUUUGUGUACAUUUCACUUUGUGUUGCUUCAGGCUGACUUACAUACAACAGAGUGGUUAACGAACUGAGAAACAGUAUUAGUUGUCAGUAUUUAUUUUUUUGUUUGUUUUGACAGCUGUUUGAAAGAUUUUUGAAGCGUUUUUUUUAACACGUUAGGAAAAACUUAGCAUCCUCGAUGUGUGAAGGUCUCAUGAAGUGGCUUUAGGUUYUUUCUCUGGUUAUUUGUGACAGGAAGUUGGAGCGGGAGCUGGUUCUCCCAUCUUAGGAUGAAGAAUUAUUACAGGAGGGAGGUUUGUACUCAUCCAGAGUAGAAAAAAAGCCAUUAAAACUUGACACUUUACAGGAACAGAAAGGGAUUUUUUUAAUGAAAAUAUGCAACAAUUUCUUUUCGGAAAAGAGAAAUCAGGAAAAACRUCGGAGGAAUGCUCGAGCCAUAUUUUUAUUUCAUGGGACCUUUUUUUAAACUUUAACUAGCACAAAGUUUCUCUUUGAAACAUCAGCCUUAACAUCUCAAAUGUUUUGCAAAAAUCCAAGGAAAAAAAGAGGCAUUUAUAUUUUCCUACUUUUGUUUGUAUGUGCAUACUUUAGAAAUAAAGAUUUUCAACAUUUGGUUUUCA